Messenger RNA from Nerophis ophidion (straightnose pipefish), 4080 nucleotides. RefSeq names its product zinc finger protein 385B (gene znf385b). Gene Ontology annotation, cellular component: nucleus. Gene Ontology annotation, molecular function: zinc ion binding; nucleic acid binding. Bases 126 to 1535 code for a protein of 469 amino acids. The record is from RefSeq and is a predicted model, not a curated record. The transcript has 10 exons. Lineage: Eukaryota; Metazoa; Chordata; Actinopteri; Syngnathiformes; Syngnathidae.
CUUCUUUUUUUCAGUCAGGUAGCGCGUGUCUCUCACACGCACACGCGCGCGGGACUUGGCUGCUUGUCGAACAGCGACGUGCGCGUGGCCGGCACCCUUCAUCUUUAUCAUCAUCAUCUUCCGUGAUGAAGACCCUCAGGUCCCACCCCUUCCUGGAGGGCAGGCCAACCUUCAACCUGGUGGGGGCGUGUCCGCAGCGGAUGGACACACCUGCUGUCGGCUCGGCAGCUGAGCAGACGACAGCUGCUGGCUCCGCCUACUCGCUCUGCGACGUGUGCAACUUGCAGCUAACCUCGGCGGCUCAGGCUCAGCUGCACUACAACGCGCGUUCUCACCUGCGCCGCGUACGCCAGAUGAAGGCAGGCGGGAUGGGGGGACAGGUGGCAGCAGGGGGGCCGUCCAAGCUCCUCCCCCUGGCGUCCGGUCUUCGCUGUCUGGCUGGACAAGUGCAAACGUCAGAGCCCAGCGCCCCCCUGUGUUCAACUACAGGUGGCGCUGGAGGUCCAUCCGUCCUGAUGAAACCCUUCUUGCCUUUCCCCGUGGACGCCGUUGCGCCAGUCGCACUGUUUCCAAACUUCAACACGAUGGACCCCGUGCAGAAGGCCGUCAUCAAGCACACGUUUGGGGGCGUGGCGGCCAAGAGGAAACAGGUGAUCACGUGCAGCGUCUGCCGGCUGAGGUUCAACUCUGACUCGCAGGCGGCGUCUCACUUCCGAGGCGGACGUCACGCCAAGAAGGUCAAGUCCCAGGAGAACAAGACCAAUGGCAGUGGGUCCCGGAAAGCAGGCCCCGCCCAUCCGAUGAGCACCAAUCAGCACACAGAGGUCGCCCCCUCCUCACCCUCGUCCAGCCGAGCAGGAAGUGAGACUCCUCCCCCCAGCCCCGCCCCCACUCUCCCCCAGGAAGCCCCGCCCACGGCAGAGUGUGAGGAGGAGAGGGCCAAGCAGCUGAUGUAUUGUUCCCUCUGCAAGGUGGCCGUCAACUCUCUGUCUCAGCUGCAGGCUCACAAUGCAGGUGAGGUGGGCAGGGCCAGUGUCGUUAGCUCCCCCACGGCUAAUGUUUACCUGCCGGCAGGGUCCAAACACAAAACCAUGCUGGACGCUCGCAGCGGCGCCGGUCCGAUCAAGUCCUACCCUCGCCCCGGCGCCAAGCCCAAGACGUGCAAUGCAGCGACAACGGUGAAAGGUUCUGGUCUGCAGAACAAAACCUUCCACUGUCAGACGUGUGACGUCCACGUCAACUCUGAGAUACAACUCAAACAGCACAUCACCAGCAGGAGGCACAAGGACCGCGUGGCAGGCAAGCCCAGCAAGUCCAAACACUCUCCUCACAACAACAAUAACAACAACAUGAGAACGCAACACAGCUCACUGAUGGAGCUGGCCAAGUCCCCCUUCCUCCGCCCUCCUCCUUUCACCUCCUCCCUCCCACCUGGGCCCCCCCCUUCCUUGCCCCUCCUCGCUGCCUCCUUCCUGCGUCAGGCGCCAGGACAGAUCCGAACGCGCCACCCCUCGCUCCUCUUCGCACCCUACUGAUGCUGACCUUUGGCCUCUCUGGACUCAUCUUGGACCAGAACCAAAUAAACUUCCAGAACAAACCUUGGUGUCUCAAAAAGAACCAGAAGAACCUUUGAAAGUAAAAAAAAUGUGGACCUGAACCAGAAGCUAGACUUGGAUAAAAAGGACAAGUGAAGGAUUCUGUGAUGUCAUCAGACUGUUGUCCAAUCACCUGCCAGAAGUGCAUCAUCAGGCUACUUCCUGCAAGCAGAAAAUUAUUUUCCAGGACCUGUGGGACGAAACCUGCUUUUGACUCCAGGCCAUGAGAGGACAUCACGUGACCUCAGAGGAACUUCCUGUCUCAUUCACUUCUCACCAGCAGCAGACUACCAGGCUCCGCCCCCUUUCAUGAGGUCAUGUGACCUGCUCUUACUUUGUGCUUCUUCUCAUUUGGUUUGCUUGCUCCUGAAUUACUUGAACUGUCGGAAUGCUCCUGUGAUGAGGAUGAUGGUGAUAGUGAUGAGGAAGAUGAUAAUCAUGAUGGCGAUGACAGUGAUGAGGAUGAGGAUGAUAGUGAUGAUGAUAAUGGUGAUUUGGAUGAUAGUGAUGAGGAUGAUGAUAGUGAUGAGGAAGAUGUGAGGAUGAUUGUGACAUUAAUGAUCAUGAAGAAAUGGAUGAGGAUGACUGUGAUGAGAAUGAUGAUGGUGAUGUGAUGAUAGUGAGAAUGAUGGUGACAUGAAUCAUCAUGAAGAAAUGGAUGAGGAUGACUACGAUGAGAAUGAUGAUGUGAUGUCAGGAUGACUUUGAUAAGAAUGAUGAGGAAGAUGAUAAUCAUGAUGGUGAUGUGAUGAUAGUGAAGAUAAUUGUGACAUUAAUUAUGAAGAAAUUGAUGAGGAUGACUAUGAUGAGAAUGAUGAGGAAGAUGAUAAUCAUGAUGGUGAUGUGAUGAUAGUGAGAAUGAUGGUGACAUUAAUUAUCAUGAAGAAAUGGAUGAGGAUGACUAUGAUGAGAAUGAUGAUGUGAUGUCAGGAUGACUAUGAUGAGAAUGAUGAGGAAGAUGAUAAUCAUGAUGGUGAUGUGAUGAUAGUGAAGAUAAUUGUGACAUUAAUUAUCAUGAAGAAAUUGAUGAGGAUGACUAUGAUGAGAAUGAUGAUGGUGAUGAGAAUGAUGAUAAUCAUGAUGGUGAUGUGAUGACAGUGAGAAUGAUUGUGACAUUAGUUAUUAUGAAGAAAUUGAUGAGGAUGACUAUGAUGAGAAUGAUGAUGGUGAUGUGAGGAUGACUAUGAUAACAAUGAUGAGGAAGAUGAUAAUGAAGGUGAUGUUAUGAUACUGAGGAUAAUUGUGACAUUAAUUAUAAAUAAAUGGAUGAUGAUGAGAAUAAUGACAGAAAUGAGGAAGAUGAUAAUGCUGAUGUGAUGAUAGUGAGGAUGAUUGUGACAUUAUUUAUGAAGAAGUGGAUGAGGAUAAUGAGGAAGAUGAUCAUCAUGGUGAUGUGAUGAUAGUGAGGAUGAUUGUGACAUUAAUUAUGAAGAAAUGAAUGAUGAUGAUAGUAACGAGAAAGAUGAUAAUGGUGAUGUGAUGAUAGUAAGGGCCAUUGUGACAUUAAUUAUCCUGAAGAAGUGGAUGAGGAUUAUGAGUGGGGUUAUGUUGAGCUGGAUGAUAAAAGUUACGAUGAUGAUGCAAGCGUGAUGAUAAUUGUAAGGAGGAUAGAGAUGAUGAUAAAUAUGAUGAUGGCAAGAUCUAGGAUGAUGAUAAUGACAGAAAAUGUGAUGAUUAGAAUGAAAAUAAUUGCAAGGAUAAAGAUGAUGAUAAUUACAAUAAUGAUAGCAAGGACAAUAAUGAUAAUUGUCAGGAUAAUGGUGAUAACGCUGUGAUGAUGAUAGUGACGAUGAUGAUUAUAAUGGCAAGAAUUAAGAUGAUAAUGAUGGUGAGGAUGAUAAUGAUAAAUAUGGUGAUCAUGAUGUUUAUGAUGGCAAGAAUUAGGAUGAUCAUGAUGCAUAUGAGGAUGAUAAUUGUGACAGAGAUAAGGAUGUGAUUAUAAGUAGGAUGUAUAUGAUGACAAUAGUGACAAUGAUAAUUAUGAUGGCAAGAAUUAGGAUGAUAAUGAUGGUGAUGAUAGUGACGAUGAUAAAUAUGAUGGCAAGAAUUAGGACAAUAAGGAUGGUGAUGCCAAUAAUUGAUGAUGAUGAUGGUGAGGAUGAUAAUAUCAUUGUAAGGAUGAUGGAGAUAAUGGUGUGAUGAUGAUGAUGAUGAUGAUGGCAGGAAUUAAGAUGAUAAUAAUGAGGGGCAUUUUGAUAGCGGUGAUGAGGACAAUGGAGAUGAUUAUGACGAUAAAAGAUGAUGACAAUAACUAUAAAAGGUUAUGAUGAGGAUGAUUGUAAGGAUGACGGCGAUGAUAAUGAGAAGGAUGGAAAAGAUGUGCACUAUAAUGAGGAUGAUAAUGAUGACUGUGAGGAUAUUAAAAAUAAAUGUGGUAAUACUGAACCAGAAAAAAAAGUACUCUGACUGAUGAUGUCAUCAUGAUGCAAUAACGGAGCGUCUCAUACAACUUUGAAUAAAAAUAAAACAUUUAUUGGUGAACUUA